GGAUGAACCUUCGGGAUGCAGAAACAGGGAAAAUCCUCUGGCAAGGAACAGAAGAUCUAUCUGUACCUGGAGUGGAGCAUGAAGCUCGAGUUCCUAAAAAAAUCCUGAAAUGCAAAGCAGUGUCUCGGGAGUUAAACUUUUCCUCAGCAGAACAAAUGGAAAAAUUCCGACUGGAACAGAAAGUUUAUUUCAAAGGGCAGUGUCUAGAAGAAUGGUUCUUUGAAUUCGGUUUUGUGAUUCCUAACUCCACAAACACUUGGCAGUCCUUGAUAGAGGCAGCACCUGAAUCACAGAUGAUGCCAGCUAACGUUUUAACUGGUAAUGUUAUUAUAGAAACCAAAUUCUAUGAUGACGACCUUCUCGUAAGCACUUCCAGAGUGAGACUUUUCUACGUUUGAGAUGGGGCUUUUUGGAGCUGUUUUAGUUUUCCUCCAUACAGUUCUUGGUGCAGAACCCCCCGACUAUCCAGUGGAAGACACUCCUGUAGGCGGUGACCCUGGGGACCAGCUCAACAUGGGUUGUGACCUUUGCCCAUCAGUUAUUUUGCUUUCUCCUCUGACAAGACCAGACCAAACCCUUAGAGACAGGACCGUCUGCUCAGCGAUGCACUGGGGAAUAGAGGCUGUCUCUGAACACGGGCAAACGAUGGUCAUGCAGAACCAAUACUGUAAAUUAUGUUAGUCACAUCCUUUGUACUUCUCUGGAUCCUGGUAUAAUCUCCCAUUUCCACUGACACCAAACUCGAUGCGUUUCAUUUUUGAGGGAUUAAGUUAACCCGUUCGUUUUUCUCAUGUUGUAGGUUUUUAUCCUUUCAAUGGAUUUCUGUGUAACUGGUCCACAGGUCCUCUUACCCUGAACUUGUAAAAUAGACUGUGAUAUCACCUAGUGUAAUUAAAACAAAUUUAUCAAUUAAAACAUUCCUACCGUCCAAAGAAGGGAA
Molecule: messenger RNA, 940 nt
Organism: Balearica regulorum gibbericeps (East African grey crowned-crane)
Lineage: Eukaryota; Metazoa; Chordata; Aves; Gruiformes; Gruidae
Source: RefSeq, a predicted model, not a curated record